This is a messenger RNA of Vitis riparia (riverbank grape), 2476 nucleotides long. RefSeq names its product U-box domain-containing protein 30-like. The transcript is spliced from 2 exons. The record is from RefSeq and is a predicted model, not a curated record. Gene Ontology annotation, molecular function: ubiquitin protein ligase activity. Gene Ontology annotation, biological process: protein ubiquitination. The coding region runs from base 519 to 1877 and encodes 452 amino acids. Lineage: Eukaryota; Viridiplantae; Streptophyta; Magnoliopsida; Vitales; Vitaceae.
GUUACUCCUCGGUUAUCUUUUAUUCCCAAGGAAAAAGAAAAUAAAAAGAAAAAUAAAAAACAAUUUCUAGGGUUUUCAGCACCUGCCCCAAAAGAAGAGCAGCAGAGGAGGGGUUGUGCAGAAGAUAGCUUUUCUUCUGCUUUCUUUUUCUCUCUGUAGAAUUUGAGGAAGCGAGCUUUGGUAUUAGAGAAGAAGAUUACAAGUUCAUCAUGUCUUUGAUGAUGAUGAUGAAGAACAAUAUGGCUCUUUUGACCAGGGAAAGAGAUCAGAUAAAGCGAAAAAGAAACAUUCAAGAAGAAAAGAUGUCUCCUUUGAUGGGUGUUGUUAGUUGUAUUUGUCAAUGAGAGAGAGUGUGUGAGAAGCCCUUCAUUCUCUUUAUUCCUCUUUUUCUUUCCCACACGCUUGAUGUCCAGUAGAUGUGAUAGGCCUUCAAGGGUAGUUCUUGUUCCUCAACCUCAGUUUCUCUCUAUCUGCUCUCUUUGUUAAAUUUUCUUGCUCUUCCGCAAAGUGGUUCAAAAAUGCCGAUGUACCAGCCAUCUGGCCGGAGAAGAGAUGGGGGUGUCAUGUAUGAUGUGGGCGGCGACGGUGGGCAUGUCUUAGAUCUCGAAACCGCCGUGAAAGAUGGGAUUUUGGGGGGCGGAGGUGGGGUUGUUUGCGGCAGCGGAGUCACUGAGAAAUUGGAUCUGAAAAAGAUGAUUGAAGACCUGGACUCCAUUGAUGUUCCGUCUGUGUUCAUAUGCCCAAUUUCGUUAGAGCCAAUGCAGGAUCCUGUGACCAUUUGCACUGGCCAGACCUACGAGAGAUCCAACAUCGUGAAAUGGUUCUCUAUGGGGCACUUCACUUGCCCCACAACAAUGCAGGAGCUCUGGGACGAUUCCAUCACGCCAAACAAGACUCUUUACCAACUAAUUUAUAGUUGGUUUUCGCAGAAGUACUUGGUCAUGAAGAAGAGAUCAGAAGAUGUGCAAGGCAGAGCAUUGGAAGUCUUGGAGACGUUAAAGAAAGUUAAGGGUCAAGCUAGGAUUCAAGCCCUCAAGGAACUUCGACAGGUUGUCUCAAUUCAUGCUUCUGCCAAGAAGACGGUGGCCGACAAUGGUGGUAUCGGUCUGAUUUCCUCUCUAUUAGGCCCCUUCACUUCGCAUGCAGUAGGGUCGGAAGUAAUUGGGAUUCUUGUGAACUUGAGUCUCGAUUCAGAAUCAAAGUCAAAUUUGAUGCAGCCAGCAAAGAUAUCACUAAUGGUGGACAUGUUGAAUGAGGGAUCAAUCGAGACCAAAAUCAAUUGUACAAAAUUGAUCGAAAUUUUGAUGGAGGGGAGGGAUUUUGAAUCGGAGAUUGUGCCAAGCUUGAGUCUUUUGGUUGGAUUGUUGAGGUUGGUAAAGGAUAAGAGGCACCAAAAUGGGAUCUUGGCUGGCCUCGCCCUGCUCAAGACAAUUUGUUUACACGAGCCAGUGCGGAACUCAGUAGUGAGCAUAGGGGCUGUUCCUCAAUUGGUUGAGCUGUUGCCCAAUUUGAAUCCCGAGUGCCUGGAAUUAGCCCUUUGUAUCCUGGAGGUUCUGUCAACUCUUCCACAAGGAAGAUUGGCUUUGAAGGAUUGCCCAAACAUGAUACCAAAUGUAGUGAAAUUAUUGAUGAGGGUUUCCGAGAGCUGUACCCAGUUGGCAUUGGCCAUCUUAUCAGCAGUUUGCAAGCUUGCCCCAGAGGAAUGUGCUUCACUUGCCGUGGAAGCUGGCCUUGCUGCGAAGCUCCUCCUCGUUAUUCAGAGUGGUUGCAAUCCUGUAUUGAAGCAAAGGGCUGCAGAGCUCUUAAAAUUGUGUAGUCUAAAUUACACGGCCACCAUCUUCAUAUCCAAGUGUAAGCUUACAAGAACGAUACAAUGAAAAGACCAUGGGAAAUUUGUUCAUAUACAAACUCUCAUUUCCCCUCCGGCCGUGGGGGACAAAGGUGCAAAGAGCUUGUGGGACUCAAACAGAUUUCUUAACAAUGUGAAAUGGGGUUUAUGAGGUACUCCUGUGUAUACUUGAGGACUUUGAUUUUGUCAUUUGAUUUCACAAGAAGAAGCAUCAUAAUGUGGAGUUUUCAGGUUGUUUGCCGACAGGGAUACAGUCGAUUACAUGAUUGAUUCAUUUCACAACAGAGCAUCAUAACCAUACUACUGGGGUGGAGUUUGGAUGGGGUUUGGGAUGUAAGAAUACAUGAAGAGGGAAGGGGGAGGAAGGGAAGGGAAUUCUAGUAGGCUUGUUUCUUCAAUUGUAAUUGUAUUUAGUUUUAUUUGGUUGCCAUGUCCCAUUGAUCCCUAAUUUUUGCUUUGUUCUUUUGAAGGGAUUUGUGGGGUUUAGAUUUUGUCAUUUGGGUUGGAAGUGGUGUUAACACUUUUAGUCCUGCCAUUGUAGAGCUUCUGUCAUUUCAACAUGAAACCAAUGUGUACAAUGAAUAUUUCUUUUCUUUCUACUUGGUGAUGGUACCAACUAUUUUUUUC